Molecule: messenger RNA, 1133 nt
Organism: Arachis duranensis
Lineage: Eukaryota; Viridiplantae; Streptophyta; Magnoliopsida; Fabales; Fabaceae
Product: isoflavone reductase homolog
Exons: 2
Coding region: 76-1014 (312 amino acids)
Molecular function (GO): oxidoreductase activity
Source: RefSeq, a predicted model, not a curated record
GCUGGCUCUUGUUCUUAAUUAUCUAUAAAAGCAUUAAUUCAGCAGGGAGUGAUGCUUGUAUUGUGAUAGUAAAAAAUGGGGAAGAGCAAGGUGCUAGUGGUAGGGGGAACAGGGUACAUUGGGAGGAGAAUAGUGAGGGCAAGCCUGGCAGAGGGGCACGAGACGUAUGUGCUUCAGAGGGCGGAGUUGGCGCUGCAGAUAGAGAAGCUGCAGAUGCUGCUAUCCUUCAAGAGGCAGGGGGCCCACCUCAUAGAGGCAUCCUUCUCCGACCACCAGAGCCUUGUGGAUGCUGUCAAGAAGGUGGAUGUUGUCAUCAGUGCCAUCUCUGGUGUCCAUAUCAGGAGCCAUAGCAUUGGCUUGCAGCUCAACCUCAUUAACGCCAUCAAGGAAGCCGGCAACGUCAAGCGCUUCUUGCCGUCGGAGUUUGGACUGGACCCAGCGAGGAUGGGGGACGCGUUAGAGCCAGGAAGGGUGACAUUUGAGGACAAGAUGGCUGUGAGGAAGGCGAUAGAGGAAGCAAACAUCCCUUUCACGUACAUCUCCGCCAACCUAUUUGCGGGCUACUUUGCGGGCAGCCUGUCUCAGAUGGGAUCUUUUGUGCCUCCCAGGGAAAAGGUCCACCUCUUCGGAGAUGGCACACUCAAGGCCGUUUUCGUCGAUGAAGACGACGUCGCCACCUACACUAUAAAGACCAUCGAUGACCCCCGCACCCUCAACAAGACUCUCUACCUGAGGCCUCCCGACAACAUUCUCUCGCAGGCAGACCUCAUUGCAAUCUGGGAGUCUCUCAUCGGAAAGCAGCUCCACAAGACCUACAUAUCUCCCGAGGGCUUCCUCGCAACACUCAAGGGCUUGGACUAUAAGCUUCAGGUUGGGAUUGGCCACUUCUAUCACAUCUUCUACGAGGGAUGUUUAACCAAUUUUGAAAUCGGACCCCAUGGAGAAGAAGCUUCCAUGCUUUACCCAGAGGUCAACUACACACGCAUGGAUCACUACCUCAGGAUAUAUGUUUAAUUUUCUUCAUCCUUCCUUACAAUUAAAUAAACUUAAGCGCGCAGCAACUCUUCAUUCUCCGAUCCUGUAACCAAAUUUACAAUUUCAGUAGGAAAAAUAAAUUACUAAUCCCCGUCUCA